AGUAACAACGAGAGCUUGUUUACUUUAUAUCUGACAUCAAAAAUACAACAAAUAUUGACAAGGAUCCAUUUAACACCAAGAAAUUGGCCAAUUUAGCGGUGAACUUUGAAGCAUUAUGAUAUUUUUGCAAAUUGAAACGACGUACAACAAGGGCAAAGAGCGCAAACUGGCUGAUCUUUGCGCAAAUUAAACUUGGACCGUUGGACGCAGCAGUCAGCAGUGGUCAUCCUGCGGUUUUGUUUUGAGGCGCUAGUAUUUGAUCUUUGGAUUAAUACUAAAGAUUAGACGUUCGCGAAUCAUGAAUAUUAGAUGACACUUUCGCAGAGCACAGAUACGGUACGCAGUUAUUGUGACGCCUUAGCGGUUGAGGUAUUGAGAGACGCUAUUACAAAUUUCAGGAGCGAAUUAAAUGAUCAACUUGUGUCAGAUAAGGUAAAAACAAUGAAUGGUACAGUACUAACAAACCAUGUCAACCAUCUGGAUAACUUCAAAAAGUUGGAAGAAAAUUUGAUCACUUCAGAAAAAGUGAAAGAUUCCAGCAAAGAUAAUGCUGGUGCAACCUUGCAUGAAAAAGACAAGAAGAAGCUGGGAAUGAUACAGGAAGAAGCCAAAAAGGACAAUGAUAGCAGUGGAGAGGACAUAUCAUCCCUCACGAGUGAUACAGAUAGUGACAGCGAUGUGAGUCUUGAUGACAGCACUGAAGAGGAAGUAGAGUUCUUUCCGGCAAAAAGAGGUAGCCAUCUUAAACAGUUUGAUGCAACACAAAAUCAAAUCCAUUCUCCAGCAACAUCUAAAGAUACUGCAAGUUUGCCAAGCAAUGAUUCUAAAAAUAGCAAUGACAUCAUAGUGAAUGGUGGAAACACAGAAGACAGCAUUGAUCAAGGUAAUCAAUAUACAGGACUUCAAAACAAAUUACCACUAAAGUUAAGUCCUUUAUCGGUCUCUGGUCACAACAAUGGAGGAAGGCUAAAAGACCAGGUGGAUGGUACCUCUGAGUCAAUUCCAACCACCUCUAGCAGCUAUGGUGAACCAUCAACCAGUGGCAGCUCUGACAUUAUAAUACCAUCAGCUCACAAUCCCCCGGAUUUGAUCAAAGGUAACCUUAACAGUUCUGGAACGGUGAGUGAUGAUUCGGACUUGAAGGACCAUGCUAGAAUCCUUGCUGAGCUUCAAAAAAUUGUGCUGGAUGAUGAAUUGCAUGAUGGUCAUGGCCAGAGUAAUGACGGUAACAGCCAGAUAAACCAAGGUGAUGAAAACAAUAAUGGUGCCAAAGUCCAGAAUGAUGUUACCAAAAACAAUUCCCAUACAAGCAACCAACAUGAUGGUAAUAAUAGUACCAUGAAAAGUCUUCUGGCCAACAAUUUGGGUACUAGCAUCGAUGGUCAUACAAAAGCUGAAACUAACCAAAACAAUGAUGAUGGAAAUACAGAUGGUGCUGCCAACUUUGACAGGGAUGGUGGAAAUGUAGGUAAUGGUACCCAAGGUAAUGGUACGAGUAGCAAUAGUAUAUUACAUGGUACUGCAGACAGUAGCAAACAAGGGGGUGACGUAGUGAAAAAUGACACCUUGCAUGGACCACAAACCAAUAAGAAACCAGAAAUUACCUCUGCUUCCAAGACUACACCUACCCAACCAGCCAACUUUGCAAACCAAGACCACAGUGGACUUGAAAAUCUCGAAAGAAAACUUUCAAACCUUCAGAUUUCAAACAAGGAGCAAACAGAGGAAAUCAGACGACUAAAGGAUCUAAAUGAAACCCUGAAGACAAAGUUCGAAAAAUUGGAACAAUCGUCAAGCCAUAACCAAAAUAUCGAAGAAAGAAUGUUACAGCGAAACGAAGAAUUGGAGAAGCAUUUACUUGGUAUGCUCAAAUCACAGGAAAUUAUUUUCGAAAUGAAAGAAAAUCUCAAAGCAGCAUCUGCGGACAACGCGAAGUUGUCCAACGAUUAUAAAGAAGCAGUCAAAGCCUUGGAAGCAGUCGAUAAACUGUUUGGUCAAAAAGAUGCUCUAGUAAAAAAAUGGAAAGAGGCUACGGAGGAAUCGCGAAAUUUGGUGGAAUUACUAAAGAAGCAUAAUGCAGAGCUGGGAGACUUGGAAACGGUUGACAAGCUUAAAGAAGAGAUCGUCCUACUGAAAGAUAAAGUUUCUAAGGCGGAGGAAAGAAAUAGAGCGGUUGACACAAAGAAUGCAGAAUUUAUCGAACAAUCAAAAACAUGGAAAGAAAAGUAUGAAAGAGAAAAUGAGCAGAGAAUAAGACUCGAUUUUGAACUGGAGGAAGUUCUGAAAGAGUUGAAGAAUCACCAAAAGCUGGCUGGAAAACGAGGAAGGAGGAAUCAAAUGUUACAACUCGAGAUAACGGAACUGAAAGAUACCUUAAAGAUUGCCAAGGAAAAACUUGUGGAGAAUGAACGAAGGUUGAAGGAGCUUGAGAGAAAGUACGCCGAUACUCAGGAGACAUACACGAAGAUUAUCCACGAGAAGGAAAAGCAGCAUAGUGUCUUAAUUAAGAACUCUGAAUCUCAUCAGAAGGAUCUCGUGGCUAACAUUGCAAAUGCUGAAAUUCUAAGAAAGGAAGCAAAAUCUCUGAAAGACAGUAUAGUAGUCCUGGAGAAAGACAAAAUUGAAGUUGCAGAAAAGUUAAGAAAUAACGAAAAAUCGCUGGAAGAGACUUUGAACAAGAAAGUGGAGCUAAGCGAGCAGCUAGCUAAGCUUCAAGCAGAUUUUGAAGCAGCAAAAAUAGAGGCCGUCGACAACGAGUUGUACACGGAAGAACAGACGGUGAGAUUGCAAGAGUUGGAUGAACAAUGCAGGCAGCUUCAGCAAGUCUUGAAGCAAUAUAUCCAUAGCAAUGGCAACACCAGAGGUCGGAGGCUAAGCGCAGCUCCAGGUCGAUAUAACCGAGGGAGGAAGUCAAAACCAUCCCAAACAUGGCCUGGUCAGCUUGAUAUGUAUAAACAACUGCUAUCUCCGCCGAGAGGAAUGCCAAAAAGGAAAACUUCAGCGCGGAGAGAGGCCAGAUAUAGAGUCCAAAUAACCGACAAGAAUGACUCGGAGGAUACGUUCGAUGACGUAACUAAAAAAUAUGACGAAUCCAGUAAACCCAUGACCUUUCAUCCCAACCGGCCAAGGUCUACAUACGGGAAUAGAUCGUUGUCCACCAAUAACAUCGAAGGUAGCCAUCACGACCACCACAGUGAAAAAGACUGGGUACCGAAAAUAGUGUUAGUUGACAGUCAAAAACUAGAGUCCAGCUCUGAGCAUGACAGUGGCAGCGUGAGCGCUGACCAGUAUGCAAUGCAGUACGUCAAACUUGGGGAUAGAGUGCUGCUUGAGCUUCCUGUUGAGGGCAAGAAACAAAAUAUUUCAGGCACUGUGAAGUAUGUUGGUCCUGUUUAUCAUUCAAAUUUCAAGCGGGGUAUCUAUGCCGGAUUGAAGUUGGACAUCCCAGCUGGGGACACCAAUGGAACGGUUGGGGAACGAGUGUAUUUUCACUGUUUGAAGAAUAAUGGGAAAUUUGUGAAACUAGCGCACAUUCUUGCAGUUCAAAAUCCCCGGACGCAGCAAUAUACGAGAGUUCUUCCAAUGGCAUAUAAAUAACAAUAAACUUAAUUGUUUUUUGGUUUAACUGUCACAAUUAUAUAUCUUCGGACAUUUGAUUUAGGCAAUAGUGCAUUAAUUCCUAAGUAAGUUAUAUUUUUAUAUUCGCGUGUUAAGUAUUUUUAUGUACUAUCUAAUUUUAUACUCGAAUUUCAUUAAUUUAUACUGUUUUUAAUUAAAGAAUAUAAUGACUUUUUAUUCACUAGGUGCAUGGGGCUUCAUAAUCGAUGGGCUUUCGACAAUUUCAUUUUACAGAAUGAAAAUAAAGGGAAUUUAUGCUUUUCAGCAGGGAGGCAUUAUUCAUGCAAAAUUUGGUAUAUGAUUCACACAAGUUGCUAGAGAAUGAAAAUGCAAAGGACAAAAUCUUGACCGCUUCCAAUAUCAAUGCAUCGAAAAUUCUCAGCAUUUAACCAACGAUGUGCUGGAAGUUUUAUUGCUAAUAUAAUUAAUUACUAUUGUGACACAAACCUCUAGGGAAGAACAAUACAAAAAUGAAGUUCUCAAAAAA
Dendronephthya gigantea is the source of this 4105-nucleotide messenger RNA. Its product is annotated as desmoplakin-like. The transcript is spliced from 14 exons. The coding region runs from base 310 to 3597 and encodes 1095 amino acids. The record is from RefSeq and is a predicted model, not a curated record. Lineage: Eukaryota; Metazoa; Cnidaria; Anthozoa; Malacalcyonacea; Nephtheidae.